This is a messenger RNA of Psammomys obesus (fat sand rat), 1908 nucleotides long. RefSeq names its product G protein-coupled receptor 135 (gene Gpr135). Gene Ontology annotation, biological process: G protein-coupled receptor signaling pathway. Gene Ontology annotation, molecular function: G protein-coupled receptor activity. The record is from RefSeq and is a predicted model, not a curated record. The transcript has a single exon. Gene Ontology annotation, cellular component: membrane. The coding region runs from base 249 to 1622 and encodes 457 amino acids. NCBI's taxonomy places the organism in Eukaryota, Metazoa, Chordata, Mammalia, Rodentia, Muridae.
GCUGGGGAAGGAGAAGAUGUGGGCCGGCUCUUCUGGUGUACCCGGCUAGCUUCCCGCCCCGCGUUCCUGCGUAAACAGGCGGUUCCCUCGGCAACGCCUGGAACCCACGUCAAGGUUCCACCAGUCCCGGGUGGUGACCGCCCCGUUUUGGGCGAGCCCCACCCACUCCCCUUGGCGGCCGCUCCGGGUCCGCACAUCCUUUCACCCUGCUGCGGGAUGAGCAAGAGCGGUGGCCCGCGCGGGACCCCAUGGAGGAGCAGGCGCGGCCCCCGGGCCGCCCGCCCGCGAGCGCAGCCCUGCCGAGCAGCGCGCAUCCCGGCGGGGACGCUUCCGCGGCCACCGCGGCGGCGCUGUCCUUCAGCGCCGUAGCCACCGUCGCGCUGGGAAACCAGAGCGACCCGGGCCGGCCGGAGGCGGCGGGGCCCCGGGGACGGGCGCCCGUGCUGUGGCAAGGGGCGGCGGUGGCCGCCCAGGCGCUGGUGCUCCUGCUCAUCUUCCUGCUGUCUAGCCUGGGCAACUGCGCCGUGAUGGGGGUGAUCGUGAAGCACCGGCAGCUGCGCACGGUCACCAACGCCUUCAUCCUGUCCCUGUCGCUGUCGGACUUGCUCACCGCGCUGCUCUGCCUACCCGCCGCCUUCCUCGACCUGUUCGCCCCACCCGGCGACUCGGGGCCCUGGCGCAGCUUCUGCGCCGCCAGCCGCUUCUUCAGUUCGUGCUUCGGCAUCGUGUCCACCUUCAGCGUGGCGCUCAUCUCGCUGGACCGCUACUGCGCCAUCGUGCGGCCGCCGAGGGACAAGCUGGACCGGCGGCGCGCCCUGCAGCUGCUGGCCGGCGCCUGGCUGGCGGCGCUCGGCUUCUCCCUGCCCUGGGAGCUGCUCCGGGCGCCCCGGGAGCCGCCGGCUCCACAGAGCUUCCAUCGCUGCCUCUACCGGACGUCCCCGGACCCUGCUCAGCUGGGCGCCGCCUACAGCGUGGGCUUGGUGGUGGCCUGCUACCUGCUGCCCUUCCUGCUGAUGUGUUUCUGCCGCUACCACAUCUGCAAGACCGCGCGCCUGUCGGACGUGCGCGUGCGGCCGGUGACCACGUACGCGCGCGUGCUGCGCUUCUUCAGCGAGGCGCGCACGGCCACCACCGUGCUCAUCAUGAUCGUCUUCGUCAUCGGCUGCUGGGGCCCUUACUGCUUCCUGGUGCUGCUGGCUGCCACCCGGCAGGGUCAGGCCACGCAGGCCCCCUCGCUGCUCAACGUGGCGGCUGUUUGGCUGACCUGGGCCAACGGGGCUAUCAACCCCGUCAUCUAUGCCAUCCGCAACCCCAAUAUUUCCAUGCUCCUGGGGCGCAACCGCGAAGAGGGGUACAGGACGAGACGCAUGGAUGCUCUCUUGCCCAGCCGAGGCCUAGGUUUGCAGGCCAGAAGCCGCAAUCGCCUUCGAAAUGGCUGCGCCAACAGGCUCGGGGCUUGCGGCGGGAUGCCUUCUCCCAACCCGGCUAGCGGGUCAGGAGGGGAAGUGGUCAUGUGGGCCCGCAAAAACCCGGUUGUGCUUUUCUUCCGAGAGGGACCACCAGAGCCGGCUACGGCAGUUGGCAAACACCAUAAAUCUGAAGCUGGGGACAGCAGCCUCUAACAAGCGUUGGGGUGGACAGUUUGUAAUCGCGAAUUUCCACCCCUCUCGUUUGGUGACGCGGGGAAUCCAGGGAGAGUCGUGGAUUUCAUCAAGCCAAACGUUCGAAACCAGAAAGACAGAAGUGGGAGGGGUACCGCUUCAUUCUCAAACAAUAAGGGAUGUGAAAGAACGCCCCCAUUCCUUCAAAAGUGCCAAAGGGGACGUGAAACGCAAAAAAAGCAACGAGAAUAAAAUUCACAGUCACCGAAGAGCUCAGAUAACAGGACCCGCACUGUGAAAUAAAAAU